AUGCCUAAUUCUACCGGACUUGACUUCGUGCCCACGACACACCAUGAUACGUAUCCCGCUAUCGACCCUAAUAAAGCCGACCUCUCAGGCAAGGUCGUUCUCGUCACAGGUGCAUCGAGAGGGAUCGGCAGGGCGACUGCGAUUGCGUUCACCCAGGCGGGUGCCUCUGGACUAGUGCUCCUCGCCCGUAGCAACAUGAGCGCGGUAGAGACGGAGUGUCUGGCCGUGCGGCGUCCCGGACGCCAGAUCAAGCUGCUUCUACUCUCAGUCGACAUCAGGGACCCAGCACAGGUCAUCGAGGCUGCCAGACAGGUGGAGGAGACAUUCGGGCGACUGGAUGCCAUAGUCAACAAUGCCGGCUACAUGGAGACAUCCAAGCCGAUGGCGGAGAGUGACCCUUACGACUGGUGGAAAGUCUGGGAGGUCAAUAUACGUGGGGUGUACAAUAUGUCACACGCCUUCAUCCCCUUGCUCAUUGAAUGUGGAGGCGACAAGCUCAUCGUGAAUAUGUCAAGCGGAAUGGCUCACUUGAUAUGGGCGGGUAGCUCCGCUUACCAGGUAUUGUCCCAUCUUCUCUUCCUUUCCAUGCAUCUAACCCGCACUGGCAAGACAACCAAGUUUGCCCUGCUCCGCAUUACCGAGUCGAUUAUGGCAGACUACGGCACCCAAGGCGUCCUGGCAUUUGCAUUACAUCCUUGCAUUACGCCGACCGAGCUGAAUGCUAAAUGGGCGCCAGAAGUCCGGAAGAUGUGCAUUGACACUCCCGAGCUCGGCGCUCAUACUGUCGUUUGGCUCAUGCGCGGGCGGAGAGACUGGUUGGGUGGUCGCUAUAUUAGUGCCAAUUGGGAUGUGGACGAGCUGUUGGCAAAGAGGCAGGAGAUCGUUGACGGGGAUAAGCUGAAGAUGAGGAUGGUUCUGUGA
Molecule: messenger RNA, 921 nt
Organism: Sparassis crispa
Lineage: Eukaryota; Fungi; Basidiomycota; Agaricomycetes; Polyporales; Sparassidaceae
Product: Short chain dehydrogenase citE
Exons: 2
Coding region: 1-921 (306 amino acids)
Source: RefSeq, a predicted model, not a curated record